Mytilinidion resinicola is the source of this 3137-nucleotide messenger RNA. RefSeq lists its product as uncharacterized. Gene Ontology annotation, biological process: calcium ion transmembrane transport; intracellular calcium ion homeostasis. The record is from RefSeq and is a predicted model, not a curated record. Gene Ontology annotation, molecular function: calcium channel activity; calcium ion binding. Bases 113 to 2854 code for a protein of 913 amino acids. The transcript is spliced from 4 exons. Gene Ontology annotation, cellular component: membrane. Lineage: Eukaryota; Fungi; Ascomycota; Dothideomycetes; Mytilinidiales; Mytilinidiaceae.
CAGAUUCACCACUGUGUCCAGUGCUCCAGUGCUCCAGUGACGACACACGACCACAGCCAAGCGUCCCCGGUUCCACACGCGCCUCUGUGGCACCCUCGCUGCGCGCAUCUCCAUGUCAACCUCCCCGAACCAACACCGAUUCUCUCGACAAGGAUUCCAGCCUCUGGACCACCAGUCCUCUUCGGCAAACAACGCGAGCAUAGCUACCAUGGAGAAUAUCCCCCUCGAGACGGUCGUCAGCCAUACCCCCUCGCACGCCCGCACUGUGCAGGACGACUCCAUGACCGAGAAGAGCGGCAUGUUCCACCGUAGCCCUCAUGGCAGGAGGCGCCUCAAGACUCUCGACUCCAAGACGGGCGCCGGCACUCGUCCUGGAGCUGCCGAGGAGGACACGGCCUUGAACCGCAUGGGCCGCAUAUACGAGAUGAUUCUCAACUUCAGCAUUGUCACUCGCUACUUCAUAUAUGUCCUCCCGCUGGCGCUUUGCCUCGCCGUACCCCUCAUUGUCGGCGCUACGGUUGCUGAAAAAUCGACGAUUGGCAAGGUUAGGAUUGUGUGGAUCUUUACGUGGCUUGAAAUUGUAUGGCUGAGCUUGUGGAUCUCUAAGAUCGUCGCUCAUUUCCUACCCAACAUAUUCGAGUUUGUUGCCGGCGUAGUCAGCGCUGGCGUACGUAAAUACGCACUGAUACUCAAAUCUCUGGAGAUUCCUCUCUCGAUAGUCGGUUGGGCUAUGGUUUCGCUGGCGACCUUUAUUCCAGUCACUUACUCAGUUCCAACCGCUCAUGGCGAACACAAGGGAAAUGUGGAACACUGGCAAACUAUCGUCCGCCAGGUUCUCGUCGCGUGCUUGAUUAGCGCCUGCAUCCUCCUUGGAGAGCGCCUUCUCAUUCAGCUCAUCAGCAUCAACUACCACCGCAAACAGUUCGAUUCCAAGAUCAAGGACUCCAAGCACAACAUCUACCUCCUAAGCCUUCUCUACGACGCAUCGGUCGCCCUAUUUCCUGCUUAUGGCAAUGAUUUUGCGGAGGAGGACUACAUCAUCCAAGAUUCAUUGCAGCUCAGCUUAGGAAGUAAAAAAGGCACCCAUGCACGAUCUGGGUCCGCGACUCCUAUGCGGCUGCUUCAGGAUGUGGGUAGAUUCGGAGACAAGGUCACUUCCGCUUUUGGUCACAUCGCACAUGAGGUCACCGGCAAGAAGGUCUUCAACCCAAAUUCGGCUCAUUCAAUCGUAAUCGAAGCCCUAGAGAAGAAGCGGUCCUCUGAAGCUUUGGCCAAGCGUCUCUGGAUGUCUUUUGUUGUGGAAGGAAAGAAUGAACUUUACCAAGACGACAUUGUUGAAGUCCUUGGCAAUGGUCGCCAGACCGAAGCCGAAGAGGCUUUCUCUGCCCUCGAUCGUGACGGGAAUGGUGACAUCAGUCUUGACGAGAUGAUCUUGACUGUCACCGAGUUUGGUCGCGAGAGGAAGUCAAUCGCUACUAGCAUGCAUGAUGUAGAUCAAGCUAUCAAUGUUCUCGAUGGGUUAUUGUCCGCUGUUGUGUUCCUCAUCUGCAUAUUCGUCUUCAUUGCCUUCCUCAAUGCAAGCUUCGUCACUACCUUGGCCACCUCGGCGACUGCCCUUCUCUCCCUCUCCUUCGUCUUCGCAGCCACCUGUCAAGAGGUCCUAGGUUCCUGCAUCUUCCUUUUCGUCAAGCACCCCUUCGACAUAGGCGACCGCAUUGAUAUUGGACUCGAUCAAUUCACCGUAGAGCACAUCUCGCUCCUCUUCACCGUCUUCAAGCGCGUCGCCACGGGUAAAAUGGUUCAAAUUCCCAACAUCGUCUUGAACAGUGUCUGGAUCGAGAACGUCAGCCGGAGCAAAGCUAUGCGGGAGCAAGUCGCCAUGUUUGUCAACUUUGACACCACCUUUGAGGAUAUUAAACUCCUGAAGAAUGAACUCCAAUCUUUCGUCACCGACAGAGACAACAGCCGCGACUUCCAGCCCGAGAUUGAAGUUGAAGUCGUCGGCAUCGCAGAGAUGAACAAGCUCGAGCUCCGCGUCGAGAUCAGGCACAAGAGCAACUGGGCCAACGAGGUCGUCCGGUCCGCCCGCCGCUCCAAGUUCAUGUGCGCCCUCGUCCUGGCCUUCCGCAAGGUCCCCAUCUACGGUCCUGGCGGCGGCGACGCCGGGCUAGGGGAGUACGGCAAGCCGUCCUGGUCCGUCGCCAUCUCGCCCGAGGAAGCCAUUCACGCGCGCGAGAAAUACAACGAGGAUAAAGACGCCAAACGCCUCUUCCCAGCCAAGAAACCCGAAUCCCCAGACAGCCAAGACAAGGGCAAGUCCAGCGGCACUGACUACCUCGCCGCCGCAGGCGCACCGACCGAGAACAAAGCAGCCGGCAACCUGAACGCCCGCAACCCAGGGGCGACCGACGCGCGCGACGACGCGUGGGAAGCCCGCGACGACGUCAGCACGCUCGGCCGCCCGAGCACCGAACACCCGGACUUCGAAGAGAUCCGCGGCUUGCUCCGGAAGGAGAGCAGCAGGGGCAAGCGCAAGCAAGGGCCGGUCGUCCAGCAGCCUAGGCAAGGCAUGCCGCCUAUCCCGAUCCCUAUCACGCCGCAGCAAUCGCAGCUGCCGUCGCCGCCGGUGGGGAGGUACGACUACGCGCCUGCGCCGGGGCGGUCGCCGCCGUCGGUGGCGGAGGAGGGUUAUCAGAAUGAGGUGGCUGGGACGAGUAGGCGUCCGGUGCCGCCGCCGCAGGGUAAUGCGUUUGCGGUGAGUAUGCAGCGGCCGGUUCAGGCGCCGCGGUUGACGGGUGUGGCGUCGAAUAAUCCGUAUCAGCAGCCGCCGGGGGGCCAGCAGUAUAGGCCCUAGGUGCUUGGGUUUGGUCUGGCUUUGCGAAAGGUGGGUUGAGGAUGGGGAUGUGUACUAUGAAUCUCUUUUGUGCUCUGGGAUGAAGAUGGGGGGAUGGCUGGUGGGAUGGGCUGGUGGUGUCUACGAUCGAAUUCAGGUCUCUGGCUAGUCAUGGUUGGAGGUGGGUAUGCUGGGUCUGGAUUUGAUGCCAGAUGCGGAUGACCUCUUGCUCGUGCUCCCUUCUUUGGGAGGCACGGAUAGGGUAGGUAAAAUAAACAAAUGUCUCUAACAUCCUCUCAUUACU